Aspergillus aculeatinus CBS 121060 is the source of this 300-nucleotide messenger RNA. RefSeq lists its product as uncharacterized. Bases 1 to 300 code for a protein of 99 amino acids. The record is from RefSeq and is a predicted model, not a curated record. The transcript is spliced from 3 exons. Lineage: Eukaryota; Fungi; Ascomycota; Eurotiomycetes; Eurotiales; Aspergillaceae.
AUGGCUGUCUUCGCAGAAUCGGCUAUGAUACCCAAGGAUCUCUCAGCCUUCAACAUGGGACGCGGAGCUUAUGACACCACGGGGGUCAAGAAGCCCGCGAAAAAGUUACUGGUGGUUUUCUUGCACCUGGUGCAGGGCCCCUGGAGUUUUAACGUGACUGCUAUGAAGUCGAACUUUUUCUGUAUCACUACCUACCUGAUUUUCUUACGCUCUUCGUUGGCCACCUCUGUUUUCGGCAUAUUCGACUCGGUUCCUAAUCAUGUCCUUGUCCUUUCCACCAUCACCUCGAUCAUGGACUGA